AUGGCCGCCACCAGGGCUCUGAUGGUGGCCGCUAGCAGCGCGCAGGAGAAGCAGCGCUGGCUGGACGACCUCAACGCUGCCAUAGACCAGUGCAAGACCGGACCAGACCAGACCAUGUCUUACCUCUCCCUCAAGUCUAUCAGCGCGAGCGACGAGGUGCUGGACGCCAGCGGCGCAGCAGGGGACGACGCCCCCGGGGCGGGGGGUCGCAGGGGCGCCGCCCUCCAGCCCAGCAACAGCAGCGUGCACGUCUGCUGGCACAGAGCUACUUCUGUGCACUACUCUGACUAUGUCAGAGCUGCUCAGAACCAGCUAAGCGGUUACCUGCUGCGUAAGUUCAAGAACAGCAUGGGCUGGCAGAAGCUCUGGGUCGUCUUCACUAACUUCUGCCUCUUCUUCUACAAGACUUUCCAGAGCGGAGUCAGAGCACACGUACUCGCGGUGGCUGGAGGUGGUGGGGAGCGCAACCUCUGCUUCUGCACCGUGCAGACCCAACCCUGCACUGCCUCUACACCAGACCGUGCAGCUGUAAGUCUGCACUGCUGCACUGCCUCUACACCAGACCGUGCAGCUCUAAGUCUGCAGCAACAUGCUAGUGCAGUGCAAGUGCUGUGGCAGUGCUGUGGCAGUGCUGUGGCAGUGCUGUGGCAGUGCUGUGCUAGUGCUGUGGCAGUGCUGUGGCAGUGCUGUGCUAGUGCUGUGGCAGUGCAGUGA
Molecule: messenger RNA, 714 nt
Organism: Hyalella azteca
Lineage: Eukaryota; Metazoa; Arthropoda; Malacostraca; Amphipoda; Hyalellidae
Product: FERM, ARHGEF and pleckstrin domain-containing protein 2
Exons: 4
Coding region: 1-714 (237 amino acids)
Molecular function (GO): guanyl-nucleotide exchange factor activity
Source: RefSeq, a predicted model, not a curated record